Fusarium vanettenii 77-13-4 is the source of this 3159-nucleotide messenger RNA. RefSeq lists its product as uncharacterized. NCBI's taxonomy places the organism in Eukaryota, Fungi, Ascomycota, Sordariomycetes, Hypocreales, Nectriaceae. Bases 1 to 3159 code for a protein of 1052 amino acids. The transcript is spliced from 3 exons. The record is from RefSeq and is a predicted model, not a curated record. Gene Ontology annotation, biological process: mismatch repair. Gene Ontology annotation, cellular component: nucleus. Gene Ontology annotation, molecular function: ATP-dependent DNA damage sensor activity; mismatched DNA binding; ATP binding.
AUGCCCCUGCUGGCGCCCGCCGUUGCUUCAGAUCGUGCUACUGCUGCUGCCGCUGCCGUUGCUAGUCGACCUGCUGUCACUACUAUAGCUGUUGCUGCUAAUGCCCGUGCUCGUGCUGACCAUGGUCGUUAUCGUCGUCAUCAUCACCAUAGCUCUCAUCGUCUCCUUGAGCUGCCGCCUCUUACAUCCCUCCUUCAAGCCUACCAUGGCCUCUCCAUCCGCCCAUUACUACCUCCACCAUCUCCCCAUCUUCUCCUCCAGGUCAGGGGCAAGAAGACCACCACCAUAAGGCUGUCUGAUUUGCCUCAGGGUCUCAUUCAGCCCACGCCGCCUCCGCCAGCCCCGUUGCCGCUCCCGUCGCUCCCCCAGGACCCCCCGGCGUACCCUACCGUGGUGCUCCAGGCGCGCCAGAACAUGGACCGUUUCGACAACUGCGUCCUGUUAACUCGUGUAGGAGGCUUCUAUGAGCUGUACUUUGAGCAUGCAGACGAGUACGGACCCUUGCUCAAUCUCAAGGUUGCCUCAAAGAAGACCAAUGCCGGUCCUGUGCCCAUGGCCGGGUUCCCCUUCUUCCAGCUGGAUCGAUUCCUCAAAAUUCUCGUCCAAGAUCUCAACCGUCAUGUCGCCAUCGCCGAAGAGUUCCCCAACUCACCCACAGACAAGGUCAAGUCUGGCGGGCUGAUGCACGACCGCAGAGUCGCCCGUAUCAUCACUCCAGGCACUCUCAUCGAUGAAAACUUUAUGGACCCGUACGCAAGCAACUAUGUUCUAGCGAUCGAUAUCGGCCGAGUGCCGAAUCAGAUGGACGGGCUCCCGGGCCAUGAAUCCGCAUCCGAUACGGCAUCAGCCCACCCCCUCCCGUCAGGUGUUGGCCCGGACGUUGGGGACGCCCAGCCGUGCGACGACGCCGUGCCACUCGGCCUGGCAUGGCUCGAUCUCUCGACCGGCCACUUUUGCACUCAGCAAACCAAUCUUGCAUCCUUGCCGGCGAUCCUUUCCCGACUCUGCCCGCGCGAGCUCGUCCUCGACCAGGAAUUGCAGUCUGAUACGGACCAUGGCAUCUUUGCUCUCCUCGCUGAGGACCGUCACAUUAUCACCUAUGCGCCCCGGCCUGAUGACUCCCUACUCAGCCCCAACGGCUGGGCGCCCAUGCUCGAGUCUGCCCUAUCUGCUUCUGAGGCCGCUGCCUUUUCCCCCGCGGAGGUGUGCGCUGCGGGUGCCCUCCUCAGCUAUGUCAAGGAUCGUCUGCAGGGCAUGAGCAUGAAAUUGCAGCCCCCGCUUAGGCAGGAGAAUAUGCACACCAUGGCCAUCGACAGAAACAGUCUUCGGGCCCUUGAGAUAAGACAGACUAUCCGCGAUGGUGCUUUCCGGGGCAGUCUACUCCAUGCCAUACGACGCACCGUCACCAAGAGCGGUGCCCGCCUGCUCAACGAGUGGCUCAGCGCGCCGUCGACCUCGCUCGAUGUCAUCACUGGUAGACAGGACCUCGUCGCUCGCUUCAUCGCCGACGAGGACCUCCGUGACUCUGUAGUCCUUUUGCUGCGUAGGAGUUAUGACUCUCAGCGCCUGGUCCAAAAGUUCACACUUGGCCGCGGUGACGCCGACGACCUCUUGGGCUUGGCCAACACCAUCCAUGCUACCAGGGACAUUGUUGCGCUCCUAGACCGUGCCCUCCCGAGCGAUUCCAACCUCGACUGCUUUGCUUCCUUGACUGCCCGGAUUAGCCUCCCCCAGCCCCUGAAGCUUGCUCGCCGCAUCAAGGAGGCGAUUGACGAAGAGGGUGUGGUCCAGCAGCAUGAGGCACAAGACUCUGAGGCCAGCCAGAUGAUCGCCCUGGCUGAGGAUAUUGUUAACAGCGAAGGUUCACAUGACGAUGCUGCCGUGCUCCCCAAGGGCAAGCGGAAGCGGCCCACAAGUGUCCGGGAGUAUUAUGCUGAAGACGACGAUAACUGGAUUAUGAAGCCCGCUGCCAGUCCUACCUUGAAGCGACUCCAUUCUGAACUGACAGCUUUGCGCCAGGAAAAGGUUACGCUCAAUGAGACACUCCGCGAACGCCUCGGUGCCCCUAGCCUGUCCCUCAAGUGGACUCCUGGCCUCGGGCACAUCGCCCAUAUCAAGGGCAAAGACGCACGCAAUCUCGUUGACGUGCGACCCCUCUCGUCCAGCCGCUCUACACGAUCCUUUCACCUCACCGAAUGGACACAUCUUGGCCAACGACUCGACCAGGUGCGCAUGCAGAUCCGCGCCGAGGAGCAGGCCGUCUUCUACUCACUCCGUGAGCACGUCGUCCGCAAUCUCGUCAAGCUUCGCCGCAACGCCGCCGUCCUCGAUGAGCUCGACAUAGCCACGGCAUUCGCCAAGCUCGCUCGCGAGCAGCAUCUCGUGCGACCGUCCCUCAACAACACGACUAGUCACACCAUCGUCGGAGGUCGACACCCCACCGUCGAGGGAGGUCUCUUUGAGCAGGGCCGGAACUUUGUUCGGAACGACUGUCUUGUAGGGUCGUCCAAGGACGGGCGUGUCUGGCUCAUCACGGGACCAAACAUGGCUGGCAAGAGCACCUUUCUCCGCCAGAACGCACUCAUCACCAUCCUGGCGCAGAUCGGUUGCUAUGUCCCAGCGUCAUACGCCGAGAUAGGGGUUGUAGACGCCAUCUUCAGCCGCGUGGGCUCGGCGGACAACCUCUACCGAGACCAGAGCACCUUCAUGGUUGAGAUGCUGGAGACGGCUCACAUCCUCAAGCAGGCCACACCACGAUCAUUCGUCAUCAUGGAUGAGAUCGGCCGAGGCACGACGCCGGAGGAUGGCACGGCUGUCUCCUAUGCGUGCCUGCAUCACCUGGCAACCAUCAACCAAUGCCGGACCCUCUUUGCUACACACUUUCACGGCGUUGCUGACCUGGCCGCGGCCGAGGGCUUGUGCUCCCCGGACGGGGGCACGGUGCAGACGUAUUGCACCGACGUGGACGAGGACGGACAGGGAGGGUUUGUCUACAAUCACAAGCUACGGAGAGGCAUUAACCGCCAGAGCCACGCCCUCAAGGUCGCGAGACUGGCAGGUCUCCCGGGUCGGGCGAUAGAUACGGCUCGGAGAAUACUAGAUCAUCCCACAGAGUCGGCUGGGGUAGGGCAGCAUACGGGACAGGCCGGGACGGGGUGA